Molecule: messenger RNA, 1933 nt
Organism: Annulohypoxylon maeteangense
Lineage: Eukaryota; Fungi; Ascomycota; Sordariomycetes; Xylariales; Hypoxylaceae
Product: ER lumen protein retaining receptor-domain-containing protein
Exons: 4
Coding region: 344-1453 (369 amino acids)
Biological process (GO): protein retention in ER lumen; endoplasmic reticulum to Golgi vesicle-mediated transport
Cellular component (GO): cis-Golgi network; endoplasmic reticulum; membrane
Molecular function (GO): ER lumen protein retrieval receptor activity
Source: RefSeq, a predicted model, not a curated record
UGUGCCGUUACCAUGCUGUAACCUUGUUCGACCCACUCCUGUAUACACGUAAUGGGUGGCCGUCAUCGUCGUGCAUGACCUUUCCGCGACACAUUUCAGAUUCUCAGCUCACAGGCAGCCGUUUAAUCGAAUACAUUAUAAACUCAUAUCCUUAUUUCCCGACUUCCGACCGACGUGUACGCUAGAGUUACCUUGAGUAGCUCGAGUAUUACCAUUCCAACCACCAGACUAAAGCUGCUUCUGCGGCUCUGAGCUGUUGAAUCAGGGCCGCCGGGAUAACGUUUGAAACUCCACCCUUCUGUGUUCAGAGCUGGGAUAGCUCCAACCGGAGCGAUUUAUCAAGAUGACUGCAUGGAAUAUAUUUCGAAUACUAGCAGAUUGCUCUCAUCUGCUAUCGAAAUGCAUCCUAAUCUUCGCGAUCCAUCGCAACCGGAGCGCUGAAGGCGUCUCUUUCAUCACCCAAGUCUUCUACGCGAUCGUCUUCUGCACGAGAUACACGGAUUUCUUCCACGAGAGAUCGAACUGGAACUUUUUCUUCAAGCUAUUCUAUAUCGUCUCGUCCUUCUACAUCCUAAUUAUUAUGCGAUGGCUGUUUCCGCGCACCAGGGAACGCGAGAUAUCAUGGAAGCUCGGCGCCGUGGUCCUGAUGGGAUCGUUGUUCAUCUCCCCCUUCACCAUGUUGAUAUUCGACAAAGGUGAUCUAUGGGGUUUCUUCAGGUGGAUGUACGACUUCUCCCUAAUCCUCGAAUCCGUCUGCGUCCUCCCACAGCUCCUCCUCCUCCGCCAAACCACCGUCCCCACCGUCAUCGACUCCUUCUACCUCCUAGCCCUAGGCUCCUACCGCGCGCUCUACAUUCUUAACUGGAUCGUGCGGGGUAUCGACCCGUCGGACUCCGGCGCCGGCGCCGUCCAGAUCAUCUUCGGCGUCGUGCAGACGGCGCUGUACGUCGAUUUCUUCUGGGUGUACUACACGCGCCAGCGCGUCAAGCUGCGUGCCGGCGGCCUCGUCGACGCAGACGAUAUCCGCCGCGGCUGGCUGCUUAAUCGUAUUUUCGGAAAUAAGAGGUUUCAAGCUGCUGAUACGGAUGAUGAGGAGAGCGCGCCUGCGCUAGGGAGGAAUGGGGCGGGGGGUGCGGGUGCGGGUGUGGGAGGCCAGCGGAGGAGUAAGUGGGGUGCUAGGGGGAUCUCGAUUAGUGCCGACGAGGGCGUCCACGAGGCUCAGGAGGAGGGCGUGAGACGUCAUGAUAGCGAUGACGAUGAUGACGAGUUCAAUGACGCGGCGCCGGAUGCGCGGAUGCGGGACCCGGAUGAGCUUGCUCGCGUGCUUGACGAUGAAGAGUCGUCGGAAGAAGAAGACUCCGAUGAUGAAGGGUUGCCGGAGCCGGCGCCGGGGGCGGCGCACGGUAGGAACGCUAGUGGUGUUAGUAACGGUAGCGAGUGGCGGGAUAACUAAGUGCGAAGUUAGGUGGAGUGUGUAGAGCUUAAUAUCCGUCCGUGCUUAAGGAAGGGUGGAUGGGGUGGAUGACUUCAACGGGAAGAGAUGGAUCUCUGUUACAACACAUCGUCGUCGUGUUUGAGGGUCUGACCGCGAAGAUAGGAUGGGAGGAGGAAGGGAGGGAGGUUGUAUCCAACUGUACUGUAGUACUGUAAGGCUAGGUAGGCUAGGCUAGGCUCAACGCAUAACGGAUGAAGGCGUCACGGUUUUACGUGUGAUGGGAGUUAAUUGGUUUAUUACAUCAAGUCUCGGAAUCAAUUAUAUUCGAAUGGGCGGUUAGUGAAUUGACUUGUGCUCUUCUUGGCUUUUUGGGAUACGUUGUUUAUCUAGGUAGGUAGGAAGGUGUGUUCUUGUUUAUUGAGUAUUAAUUGCUGGGGGUUGAUACUAAUAUACGACACAUACCUACAAAGCGCUUUGUAUGUCAGAUUCUAAAGUUUA